CUUAAGGAUUAAGGAAGCCGUGGAGCUUGAAUCUGAGUUUUCUGAUCAGACAAAACUGAGAGAGAAACGGGGGACCCAUGAUUUUGUUAUGCUAUUUCAUCUGGUGGAUAAACUGAGCACGAAGUAACAUGGAGAUGCCGUUGGCCUUGCUAUAUAUUCAUCCCUGAAGUUGAUCAUGAGGCACCACCAAACCAUUGUCUCCCAACAAAAGCAUCUGCUCUGCAGCCUCCUCUCAAACACAUCUCAGCCCCCGCUUUUGCCUUUGGAAAUGGCGGAAGCAGUUCUCUUCAGCCUUGCCACUGACAUACUGAAAAGCAUCGCCGCCGAAAUGGCGAAACCUGGAGGUUCCUUCGCUUCUCAGAAGAUCCAGUUGCUCUGCGGUGCCAAGGACGAGCUCGAAAGCCUUAAGGAAACCGUCCAAACCAUCCAAGCUGUGCUUUUGGAUGCCGAGAAGCAGGAAUGGCACAACAACCAGGUCAAGCUCUGGCUCAAGAGGCUCAAGCACGUGCUGUACGAUGUACAAGACUUGCUUGAUGAUGGCGCAACCGAAGAUCUGAGGCGGAAGGUCACUUCCGGCAACAAGAUGUUAAAAGAGGUACGCGUUUUCUUCUCCAAAUCGAAUCAGCUUGCUUACCACCUCAAAGUGGCUAAUAAGAUUCAGGAACUUAAGAAGAAACUAGAUCGGAUUAAAGAAGAUAGGAAGUUCCAUUUAGAGGAGUAUCAGAGUGAGGAAACAAUGGCCGUGAGGAGAGGAAAGAAGACAGUACUUUUCGCACCUGAUAGCGAAAUAAUUGGUAGGGAAGGAGACAAAGAAAUGAUCAAACGACUUCUGUUUGAUUCCUCCUCUAGCCAGAGUCUGUCAGUUGUUUCCAUCGUUGGUAUAGGAGGCCUUGGAAAAACCGCACUUGCACGACUAGUAUUCAACGAUGUGGAAGUAACAAAACAUUUCGGGCUUAAGAUGUGGGUGUCUCUAUCUGAAAUCUCUGAUAUGGAUUUGAUUUUCAAAGAAGUUCUUAAAUCUGCGAAAGAUGACCGUCAAGGGCAUGAUGAUGAGAUGGAACAGUUAUUACAUGAUCUUGAGAAUAAGCCUAUAGGCCAAUUGCCGAGUCUUAUUCAAGAGACUUUACGUAGGAGGAAAUGUUUGCUUGUUUUGGAUGACUUGGGGAAUGAAAACCGGCUUGAAUGGUCAAACUUUAGAGAUUGGCUAAAGAGUGGUGUACCGGGAAGCAAGAUACUUGUAACCACUCGCAACCACUCAAAAGCAAUGGUUAUAGAUGCGAAAUCAGUUGUCCAUAAUCUAAAAGGCUUAUCUGAAGAUAAGGCAUGGGACUUGUUCAAGAAAAUGGCUUUUGGAGAUGGGGAAGAAUCAUUAGACUCUAAAUUGGAGGAGAUAGGUCGAGAUAUUGUUAAAAAAUGUGCUGGUGUUCCCCUUGCCAUCAAAACAAUGGGUAGCCUUCUAUACGCCAAAAAGGAAAAAGAGUGGCCCAAAUUCAAAGAGCAUGAACUUUCAAAAAUAGAUAAGUCGGAACACGGAAUUAUGGAAGUCCUCAAGCUUAGUUACGAUCAUCUUCCGUCGCAUUUAAAACAUUGUUUUGCAUAUUGCGCGUUGUUUCCAAAACAUUAUGUCUUUGAUAAACAGACAAUGAUACAACUCUGGAUGGCACAAGGCUUCAUUGAGUCAUUGGAGGGGAAUGAGGACCUAGAAGAGACUGGGGAUAGUUAUGUCUCGGACCUACUAAGUAGGUCCUUCCUCGAAUUUGAAACGGUUGAUGAUUACACUGGUGAGGUGAAAAUGUUCAAGAUGCACGAUCUCAUGCACGAUCUUGCCUUGAGAGUUGCAGGAGAUGAGUGCAAGAUUGUUAAUCUAAAUGAAGGCAGCAUCAAUGGGGGAAUUCGACAUGCAUCAUUUGCUUCACAAUCAUCCUCACCACAAGAAGUGACCUCUAUUUUUGAACCGAACAAUCUACGAACAUUUCUCUCCCUGAAAGAGAGCAGAACAUUUGUACAGAAUGGGAUUCUCUCCAAGUUUAGGCAUUGUCGAGUGUUGGGCUUGGGCUAUGCGCAUUUUGGUAUCCCUACUUCCUUGGGAAGUCGGUCGAAGCACUUAAGAUUUCUUGAUAUUUCCGAAAACCUAUCCAUGGAGAGUAUGCCAGAUUCAAUCACAGAUUUGGUGAACUUACAGACCCUUAAACUCUGCCGUUGCAAGAGUCUUAAAACACUUCCAAGAGAUUUGAGGAAAUUGAUCAACCUGAGACACCUCUUAAUUGAUGGAUGUGACUCACUAAGCCACCUGCCAUCCCUAAGUGAAGUCCCUUCCCUAAAGACGUUGAAUCUCAUGGGCUUGGAUGCGUUGGAGUUCCUUCAAGAAAUAAGUUACCCAGAGCAUUCUAAUACUACGCGGCCCUUCUUCCCAUCUCUGGAGAGACUAUCCCUCCUCGACUGUCGCAACCUAAAAGGAUGGUGGGGAAGACGGCUGGAGAGACUAUCCCUCCUCAAUUGUCGCAACCUAAAAGGAUGGUGGGGAAGACGGCAAAUGGUGGGAGCAGAUCAGGAUCGUGCACGGUACAAUCCACAAUCAUCCUUCCCAAAACUUUUGUCUGCAGCAAUAUUGGGCUGUCCACACCUGAAUUCAGUGCCACUGUUCCCCUUGAUAGAAUACUUGAACAUUGCUAGCGCGGAGUUGUUGGAACAAGUGAUGGCCGUUCUAGAUUGUCCAUCAAAAGCACCAGUGGAAUCCACGUUCAUCCCUCUCUCUAAAUUAAAGGGUCUACAUUUUGCUGGUGGUGAUUUGGAGCACUCAAUGCUCGAGACUUUACUUCCGGUGCUUAAUAAUCUCCAGUCCAUGAGCCUCAAUGAUUGCACCAAACUAAAGAGUCUCUCUCGUGGCAUGCAGUACCUGUCCUCACUCCAGCACCUCGUUAUUGGUGCUUGUGAAGAACUCGAUUUGUCGAGCCACGAUGACGAGCAUGGCACCCAGUGGCGAUCUCUCGUGAAACUCCGCGUUCUUAGAUUCAUACAACUUCCGAAACUGGUGACAUUACCGGAGGGGAUUCAACAUGUCACUACUUUGCAAUUUCUCGAGAUUGAAUUCUGUGACAAUCUGACGAGUUUGCCCGAAUGGAUUGGUAAUUUCUCUUCGCUCGAAAUGCUUAAAAUUGUUGGCUGCAAGAGUUUAAGGCGUUGUCCUGAAGGGAUUGUCCACCUCACCAACCCAGAGGAGAAAGUUAGAGUCAUCGGAAAUGUCCCGCUAGCGGACAACUUCUUCUUGCAACUACUUACUUCUGUCUUCAGACUCGACUUGCUCGAUGAUAUCCCCUGUGGCGAUGCUGCAUAUUGUUAA
Molecule: messenger RNA, 3340 nt
Organism: Syzygium oleosum
Lineage: Eukaryota; Viridiplantae; Streptophyta; Magnoliopsida; Myrtales; Myrtaceae
Product: putative disease resistance protein RGA1
Exons: 3
Coding region: 176-3340 (1054 amino acids)
Biological process (GO): defense response to other organism
Molecular function (GO): ADP binding
Source: RefSeq, a predicted model, not a curated record